AUGACGUCUUCUUGGCUGGGCGCAAUAUUCCCACCGACAGAGCUGGAGAAGUGCGCUCUUCGCAAGGCAAUGAGGAUGAUCUCAGCCGCCGGGUCGCACACCGCCGCGCUGUCGAAGGAUUCAACGACGCAGAUGUCAUGGUGUCGAAGCGGGGUGUCUGUCGUGAGUUCGAAUGCUCGUGAGCAGGUUGCGUUUGCAAACGUGAAUUUGGACAAGAAGGACGAAGAGAAGGAUGAUGGGAACCCUGCGCCACGCCGCCGCCGGGGCAAGGACAGAGAGACGGUCAGCAAGACCGCCUCGUGUAACUACGAGAGCCUUCUCAAGCGAAUUCUCAGGCGCGCUACGAAAGAGAAGGUCGGAUCUUUUCUUGCCGCCAACCCAUUCCGUUCAAGCUUGCGACGAAGAAAACCAGCUUUGAGGCCCUGCGACUAA
This is a messenger RNA of Peniophora sp. CBMAI 1063, 432 nucleotides long. NCBI's taxonomy places the organism in Eukaryota, Fungi, Basidiomycota, Agaricomycetes, Russulales, Peniophoraceae. The record is from the annotation of a GenBank genome assembly.